Silurus meridionalis is the source of this 2960-nucleotide messenger RNA. RefSeq lists its product as uncharacterized. Gene Ontology annotation, molecular function: hormone activity. Lineage: Eukaryota; Metazoa; Chordata; Actinopteri; Siluriformes; Siluridae. Gene Ontology annotation, cellular component: extracellular region. The coding region runs from base 293 to 1816 and encodes 507 amino acids. The transcript is spliced from 8 exons. The record is from RefSeq and is a predicted model, not a curated record.
CUCCUCGCGUGCAGUAGGUGGCAGUAAAAACCUCUUAAUGAGCAAACCAGCACAACAAAGCAAAAGACUGGGAAGUGUUAUAAAUGUGUUAGCAGUGCAGUUUUAUGACUUUCUUGGUCGUUUAUUGAAUAUUCAUCGCAUUUUCUGACAAAAGCCCACGCUUUAUUCUCAUACCCACAAAAAAAUAUAUUUCCCGCAACGAUCAACGCAACUUCACAACUUGUUAGCUAGCAGUGUUUGCUAGCUUCGUCUGGCUACGUCCAGAAUCACAAGCAGGUAAAUCUAGCCGAGUAUGGCCGAGAACGCAAACAGUGCAGCAGGUCUUCCUCCAGGAGAUCCUCAGCUAAUCGCGCUAAUCGUGGAACAUCUGAAGAACCGCGGUGUUUUCGACGAGUUCAGAAGGGACUGCCUGGCAGACGUGGACACCAAGCCAGCUUAUCAGAAUUUACGGCAGAAGGUGGACAACUAUGUAGCUAAUCACCUGAGCACGCAGGAGUGGAGUCCCUCCAUCAACAAAAACCAAGUGCGCAACGGGCUGCGACAGAGCGUAGUGCAGUCUGGAAUGUUGGAGUCGGGUGUGGACCGAAUUAUAACUCAGGUGGUGGAUCCUAAGCUGAACCAUAUUUUCCGGCCACACAUUGAGAAAGCUAUCCACGACUUCCUGGCCUCUGAGAAAAAAGAAGAGUCGAAUUCAUCGACUGAGAUGGAGCUGCAGGAUGCUGGCAGCAACAACACCACAGCAAAGACACUUGUCCAGACACGAGGCAUUCUUCUCCUUGAUGCUGCCUCCCCAGCACAUCGCCGCAUAGAAGAGGGCACUCGCCUGAACAGUCUGAUAGAACAUCUGCAGCAGCUAUUUGCAGAUGUUGAAAUAAUCCAGCCUUCGGAGGAAGUACAACCGGCUCUGUCCUCUCCUGCACAGAGUGUCCGUGUUAGCAGUCAAGUCCAGUUUAUCAUCCAGCUGCACUCCCAGGUAGCUGCUGUUGACGGUUAUGCCCCAGGAACCCGAAGGCGCACUGAAAGAAAGCUUCUGCGUUUUCAGACAGUUUCAUUGCUCCUGCCAGACAUGUAUGUGAAACUGGCUGUAGUGCUGCUGGUGUUGAGUUUGCAGCGCAGAGUCCACGCUACGGAUUCCGCCGACCUUCAGGACACCUCCUCCCAGGAGAGGCCUCUGAACAUCCAGAAAAGACGAUUAUCCCUACAGGAUACAGUGGAGAUCCAGCAGUGUCUGCUGAGCGCAGGAGAUGUCGGCUGCGGAACAUUUCAGUGCUUUACGAACAACUCCUGCGAGAUCCGCGGACUGCACGACAUCUGCAUAAGCUUCCUGCACAACGCCGGCAAGUUCGACUCUCAGGGCAAAUUAUUCAUCAAGGACGCAUUAAAGUGCAUGGCACACGGGUUACGGCACAAGUUCAGCUGCGUCAGUCGCAAGUGUGUUUCCGUGAAGGAAAUGGUGUUUCAGCUGCAACGGGAGUGCUACAACAAACAUAACCUCUGCUCGGUGGUCAGGGAGAACAUCCAUGUCAUGACGGAGAUGAUCCAUUUCCAGGAUCUCUUUCCCAAAGGGCCUCAUGUGGAACUGGUGAACAUCAUGUUGGGUUGUGGUGAGGAGGUUCGUGUGGCCAUUACCCGCCGUAUCCACGCCCAAUGUGAACAGAACUGGGGUGCACUGUGUGCCAGCCUGAGUUUUUGCUUGCCAGCCCACACCAGGAUCCAGACUGUGCCUACACUCACUCCUGUGCCUGCUCUCAGCAGCGCCAACUUCCUGCCUCCUGCUGGUCCUCCUCUCCCACAGCCUAAUAGACAGCAGGUUUAGAUACUUCACAAAGAAAAUGAGGGCCUUACUUCAGCCUUCAGUGCCUCGAUUGCACGAUAGUGCAACACAUCUAAUGGCCGACGAUUCAAACGGGUCUGCUAAUGACACUCAAACUACAGUAUUGUAUGCAUAGUGUUUAAAAGUAGUAGUAUCUACACUAUACUAUCUACAGUGGGAUUGUGCACUUUGCAUCUAAAAUAUUAGGAUGGUAGCAACCCAUUAAGUGACAUUUCCAGCUGCAUUAAUACAAAACUGAAGCCUCUUCAUGUUUCUGUUCAACAAACUGAGGAAAGUCUAGUGUGAAAAAUGGUGUCAAGACAGGACUCUAUACUCAGCAGCAGAGGUUUAAGUGAACACAGAAGAUACAAAUGGCUCAUUUAAUCAGUUAUGAAUGUAAAUUCAUGGUGCUCUUUCUCAGUAGCACAGUCUGUUACAAGCUCUGAUCCACAUUUAGUUUUUUUUGUACCUUCUUCUCUCAUGCCAAAGGUGAAUCAUGCUUGGGAAUGUCUAUCUUAGUUACACUGAAUAUAAUGUUUCUGGGUAAUGCAAAGCAUUAAAUAAAAUCCGGUGGCAAUCAAUGUGGUAGAAAAAAAAUGGGAUUUACAACUAUGACAUCUACUGAAAUAUUCAGCCACGUAACAGCCAUUAAAUAAAAAUAAACAGGUUUAUUGAGUUUUAUUAAAAAUGGUAACUUAUGUUAUAUGUAUACAGACAUUUUUCUACUAUAUAUGUGAUAGAUAUCAAGUUAAAUUUAUAAGAUUUUUUUUAAUGAUUAUUAUUAUUCCAAGGAUUGAAGUAAAACUGUAUAAAAUAAUUAUAAGCAGAAUUUGAAACUACAGUUAUCUUUUGUACCUACCUCAUCCUUUUAACAUUUAAUUAUUAAGGCAAUAUUUUACAUGUACAGAGGUCAAUUUCUCUGUUCAAAUGUUCAACAAUUUUGUUUAUUUAUUUCUAUGUUUCAAAUGUUAUGCAUGAUUAUUUUUCAGGUUCAACAGCACCAACUUAAGAUGUUAUUUCAAUGUAUUUUCUAUAUCACUUGUAUUGUUGUAUUAUUUAUACAUUUACAUGCUGUUGUCUCAAUUAUUUAUGUUUUACAUUUUGGUACAUGAUGACAAAACUACAUUAUAUCCACAAAUAGCCCCCC